AGUAGAAUCUACUAAAUGCCAACUUUGAAUAUUAUGGAGCUCUGUGGUGCAACAAGACUUGGCUAUUUCGGAAGAAGUCAAUUUUACAUUGCUUUGAAACUUGUUGCUGUGGCCCAAUCUGGUCUCCCUCUAAGAGUGGAAAGCUUAAAUACAGUAAAGGACCUCCCUCUUCCCAGAUUUGUUGUGUCAAAAAAUGAACAAGAGUCAAGACACACAGCCUUGUAUUCUUCAGAUGCUGAAAACCCAGCUUCAUAUUCAGGUGUGAUUCCUCCUCCUCCACCUGGCAGGAUACAAGGCAAAAAAGGCUCUGUGAGCCAUGAUGCAGUUCAGCAGCGUACAUCAACUGAUCAACAGGAGUCCACAUCUCCAAUUGUUUCACCACAGCAAUCCCCACCAACCUCUCCACAUACAUGGAGGAAGCACAACCGCCAUCCCAGCGGAGGGAAUAAUGAGCGACCUCUUGCUGGACCUGGGCCUUUUUGGGCUCCAUUUAGUGAAGUACAACCAGGCUCAUCUACUUCUAGUGAUCCCAUAUGGUCUGGCCAUUCACCACCACCCCAUCAAGAAAAUUGGGUCAGUUUUGCAGAUACCCCACCAACCAGUGCUCUUUUAGCCAUGCAUCCUGCUUCUGUCCAGGACCAGACAACAGUACGAACUGUAGCAUCAGCUACAACAGCAAAUGAAAUUCGUAGGCAAUCAAGUAGUUAUGAUGACCCCUGGAAAAUAACUGAUGAACAAAGGCAGUAUUAUGUUAAUCAGUUUAAAACCAUUCAGCCUGAUCUAAAUGGAUUUAUACCAGGAUCUGCAGCUAAAGAAUUUUUCACUAAGUCAAAACUACCUAUUCUUGAACUUUCUCAUAUUUGGGAACUGUCAGAUUUUGAUAAAGAUGGUGCACUGACAUUGGACGAGUUCUGUGCUGCAUUUCAUCUGGUAGUUGCUAGGAAGAAUGGGUAUGAUUUGCCAGAAAAGUUACCUGAAAGUUUAAUGCCCAAACUGAUUGAUUUGGAAGACUCAACGGUGAUUCCUGUCGUUUCAGAAGUUGGGGAACAGACUGGUGAGGUAGGUUACUCUGGCUCUCCAGCAGAAGCACCUCCAAGCAAGUCUCCAUCAAUGCCAUCCCUAAACCAGACCUGGCCAGAAUUGAAUCAGAGUAGUGAGCAGUGGGAGACAUUUAGCGAACGCUCUUCAAGCUCACAAACUCUGACCCAAUUUGAUUCUAACAUUGCACCAGCUGAUCCUGACACUGCAAUUGUGCACCCAGUUCCUAUAAGAAUGACUCCAAGCAAAAUCCACAUGCAGGAAAUGGAGCUUAAAAGAACUGGAAGUGAUCAUGCUAACCCUACUAGUCCACUACUUGUGAAACCAUCAGAUCUCCCAGAAGAAAAUAAAAUGGGUUCAUCUGUAAAAUUUACAUCUGGAAAUACAGUUACAGAUGGUUACAGCAGUUCGGACUCUUACACUUCAGAUCCAGAGCAAAUCGGAAAUGCUGUAACACGGCAACGAUCACAUUCAGGAACAUCUCCAGAUAACACUGCACCACCACCACCCCCUCCAAGGCCUCAUGCUUCUCAUUCUCGGUCGUCAUCUUUAGAUAUGAACAGAUCCUUUUCAGUUACCCCAGGACAGCAACAAUCUGGAGUUGUUGCCUAUCCCCCUGCAGUGCCUCCAAGACCACAGCCUUCACAGGGCACAGGUCCUCAUGUGCAUCGCUCAGUGGAUGCUGAUGGCCUAAUAGCUCAUACCAGUACCUCACCUCAACAAAUACCAGAGCAGCCAAAUUUUGCAGACUUCAGCCAGUUUGAGGCAUUUGCUGUUUCAGGUGUAAACAAAGAGGAAGAAGAUGAAAUUGAAACGCACCCAGAAGUCUUGCAGGUUGAGAAGCCUUCUGAUUCUGCAAGUUCUCUUAGAGUUGCCAAAGCAGAUGGAAGAGUUGAAGACAAAGUACCUGCAAAUGUCCCCAGUAGUGCGGCUAAAGGCACUACCCCACUUGCUCCACCACCGAAGCCUAUUCGUAGAAGAUUAAAAUCAGAAGAUGAGCUAAGACCUGAAGCUGAGGAACAUACACAGAAAACAGGUGUCAUAGCUGCUGUUCUUGCUUCACAGCCAUCUAUUCCUAGAUCAGUGGGGAAAGACAAGAAGGCAAUUCAGGCAUCAAUCAGACGUAACAAGGAAACCAACACUGUUUUGGCCAGAUUGAACAGUGAACUACAGCAGCAACUAAAGGAUGUUCUUGAAGAGAGAAUCUCCCUGGAAGUCCAACUGGAACAACUUCGACCCUUCUCUCACCUCUAAGCCUACUGCCGUUAACUGUGAAUUUACUAAUUUUGAAAGGGGUAUUGGUUUCAAGGCCUAUUUAAAUAUCCAUGCAUCUAGCUCAGUGCACUCUAUUCUGCAUUAAAUGUUGUGGUUCUGUUUUGUCAAUUUGUCCACUUUUGUAUUUUAAGUAUUUUAAUUUCAGUACAGAGAGAAAAAAACAAACUACUUUUUCCUUGAAUGUGACACUGCCUCUCACAUCUUUUUCUGUGGGCAUCCGUGAUCUUUGUUGGACUUCAGUUUGCAGAGUUUGUCGCCAAAAUUUCCAACUGGAAUUUUUUUGUUUUUUUUCCUGUUGAAACAUCUUUGCAGAUGAGGAUUGCUAAUCAGUUGAUUUUAACCUUUAAGCACAUAAACUCUUCAUUCACUAUGGCAUUUAUUUUGUUGUACCAGAAAAGAGACAAACUACUAAUCUGCCAUCAGCCAAUGUUACUUCCCAAGCUGCCUUUGACAAUGGAAAGUUGUUCACAAUUCUAGAAAGCCUGCCUCUUUGCAAUUCCCCAGCUUACUCAGGUUGGGAGAGUUCUUGCAGGCUGUUUGCCGUAUCAACUGGAUUGAAUUUUGUGAUUUUUGUUGCAUACAUUAUAGAGUAUGUAACCACAGAUUGCCAGGUGUUCACAUUUUAUCCAUUCACAAUCCUGAUUCAGCCAUAUGUGUAGAAACACUUAUGGCACAAUUGGUAGUCUAUCAAACAGGUUUUCUUUAGUUCUCCCUUUUGUGAAAAAGUUGAGUGUAGGUCCCAAACAUUAAUUGCACAUUAUCUAAGCACCACCUGUAAUUGCAUGUCUCACAUGUUACCUUUUAAUAGCAGAUCACAUCCACCAGUCUUCACUAUAACAAAUUGUAUUGUCAAGUAAUGUGUCAAUACCUCUAUAAACUUCUAAUUCCCAGAAAAAAAAAAAUAUAUAUGAAACAAAAAAUCAACAGUUUUGCUUUUUAGGAAUUCUGGGGUACCUUCUGUCAUCUUGUUUCCAGGCCUUACUUCUCUGGCAUAUAGACAGGCUUCACUAUUAACAGAGUUCCUUGAGUGUAUCUUGCUCUUCAGGUUGAUGUACUGUAUUAGGAUUUGUUGUAUAUUGUACGAUACACACAUUUUGAUCUCAUAUGUAAAUUUGCAUUAAUUGCUGACUAACAGCAGAUAUUCUAUUUAAUGGCUUCUUCUGGCUGUGGGAUCAUAGAUGUUUAACUGCAUGGAUGUAUCUCUGCAGAAUCAGAACUAGCAGUUGUGUGAUUUUUACACCAAUAAAACAGCACAAUAUUUUAAUUUUGUUGAUUCAUCUUUACCUGGGAAUUGAAACUCAUUCAAAUAAGGGGGAGGGUUUUAUUGCAGGUUUGCAGAUAAUUUUUUGUAAUUUUGUGGCAUGUACAAGAAGUGAUUGAUCAUAAUCCUUUGGCCAUUUUCUUCCUUCAUUUUUACCUGUUGAUCAGAAGUGAUUCUCUUGGUAAUCUGUGGCUAUACUCCUUUUGUAUCCUUCUAUAAGCAAAUUUAAUACAAAUGUAGUUUCUAAAAAGUAAAUGUUAGUAUUGACUUGGGUCAAAUAUAUUUCUAGUUCUUUAGGCUUAAUAUCUGGUUUGAUUUCCUCAGAAAUUCCUUUAAAAAUUAAAGAUAAAUCAUCCUCUGUUAGCAAUCCUUAACAUCACUGUCUCACUUCUGUGCAUAAAUGAAAUUCUUUUAACAUCUGCUUCCCUUCCAAAAGGAUAGGUCAAGUCACAUUUACCACUGGUUAUGCUGUUACGGUGAAAAACAAGUGUUUCUCUUUCUGGUUAUCAUAAACAGACUGAAUAAUUGGGGUGAAUUUUUACUACUAUAACUAUUCCAACAUUUUUUCAAAUGUCAUGGAAGUGUUAGAAAUGGUUUAUGUAUAUAAUCAAAAGCAAAAUUCUCUGGUAUGAAUGGAUGUCACAGUUGCAUGAAAGAUGGUAGUUUCUGUUUGCAUGUAAAGGGAUUAAGAAAUGAUAGCUAAAUGGGCACAAAGGUGACAUAUAAAUUUAUAUAUGAAGUGCAAGACUUAGACUUCAGAAAAUUAUAUGUGAAUAGGGAAAUGGGAAGAAAAACCCAGGUAAAGAAAUUACCCCCUCCCCCACAAAGUAAAGGAAAAAAACUUUAAAGUUGAUGGACUGAUCACUUCUACUAUUAACUGACAAGUAGCAGGAACAGAGUGGAAAAGUUGUUCCCUUUUUUAAAAAGUGGGAAGAAUGAGUCACUGCAGUUAAAGAAUGUUGAUCUUUUGAACCAACCAUAUCUUGUCCAUAGUUUAUUUUAAAGUUUAAAAUACAUUUUUAAAAUAGCACUAUUUUCAUAUUAAUAUUUAAGUAUUAAGCCUGUGUUUAUAGCAACAGGAUUCUUAAAUCAGAAUUUAACAUUUUAAGCUUAAAUGUAAAAAGUCUUUUACAUUCAAAUGUUACAUGUACAUACGGAUUUCUCUAACAUCCAUAUCUUCCUAGUAGAAUGACAAGUUAGUGUCUCAAGUGAAGAACUUCGGCAUUCUGAACCUUUUUGUGUCUUGCCAACAAGACUAUUUUUAAGAAUUUUUGUGGAUUACUUUUAAUGCAUCAUUCUGUACAUUUUAAACCAGUUUUUCAUGAUCAGAAGACCUUCUAACUGAAAAACUACUUAAUGUCUUAAGAACAUCACUGCCAAUGAUGUUCAGAAGUUACCUCACUUAGUAAUGUAACCCAACUUUAAUCCCUUAUAAAAUUAUCUCCCUGUCUUCUCCAUUUCUUUGAUCUUGAUCCAGCUACUUGAUGCAUUCUUUUUUAUGAACUUAGAUUGUAAGCUCUUUGGGGCAAGGAAUUAUGUACAGUACAAAAGAGGUGCUCUCUCUAUUGCAAGUGUAAAUGUAGACUACUAAAUAGUAUGGAGUGUGAUUCAUAUACCCAGCUGAGAUGGAUGGACAGCAGCAGGCCUUUCUGAAACACCUGGAAAAUGUUUCUCUCUGGACUUUGUCAUUGGAAGAGUGUUUCUUCUCCUUUGAUUUGCGUUUCUUUUGUGUCUCCUAAUAAUGUGCCUCUUUCUUCAUUCCACCUGCUUUGGAGUUGCUUUUUUCUCCAUUCAUUACCUAUCUUUGGACUGCAGAGAAGAUUUCCAAAAUGCCAAGGUAAAAAGCUGAAAAGAUGCUUUGUUUUGAGCAGUAUUUGAAGUCUAUCUAAUGUAAACAAGUAUUUUCAAUUCGUUUGUACUUCACAUGCACCUAAUUUUCCAUGCAAUUGUGAUGAACUAGAUUAUCUCAUAUUACUGAAAAUGUCAUAUGUGGGAUAAACAAAGUUGAGGUUAUAAAAACUUAAAACUAAAGAAAAUAAAUUUGCAGCACUGUUUCUUGUGUGACAUGUCUCUGUCCCUUAUGGAUAGGGUGUGCUGUGUUUCUCUGUGUUUAGAGCAGACUUGAGAAUUACUCUUCUGGUUUCAGCUGUGCAGUUUGUCUCUAAAUGUCACUUUACGGGUGGCCUAGCCUUAAUCACUUUCUUUCUAAAACAGUAAAAAAUAGUAAAUCAUUGUUUCCUGACUCCCAGCUCAUUCUAGUCUUAGUUUCUAGUGGAAUGUAGUUUCGUGAAAUUGUAAUGUGUUGCAAAAGCACAUUACUUCCAAGUUAGUAAUAACUGCAAUUCUUACUCUGUGGGGAAGAUGAAAAAAUAACUUGUGUAUUUUGAAUAUAUUUGGAUGCUUAUGCAGCAUGCUUGUCUUGCUCUGUAUAUGCAUGUACCAGUCAUUCAUCAUACAGCUGUCUAGAGGAAAACACAUGAAAACCAAGGAUUUUAUUAGCAUUUAAUUUUUUUUUUUUUUGUUAUUAGAUACGUUCUCAUGAUAGUCUUAACAACAGGGAUUGUAUAGGGAAGAUGUUAAUAAUGUCUAUAUACCAAUAACCAAAUAAGACAAUACAGGGUUGUCCUGAUAGUUAAUACACAAGCAAAAUAUAAACUUCAUAGGAGUCUUUGAAUCAAUUGCUUUUGUUUGGCAAUGUGGAGGGGGAGGAAGUUUAAUACUGCAUAAUUUCCUUUCUGUAAAAUAUUUAUUUAAAUUGGCAAAAUGGGCUUUAAAGGUGCAAUUUCUGCUUUAAAGGUAGAUUGUACAUUAUUUGUACCUAGAGCAUAUACUGAUUGUACACAUGUUUUACCUGGUUGUAUGCUAUUAGUGUGUUUCACAGUGAUUUCACACUACUUUUUUUCCAGCCUACCAUUAUAUAGGUAUUCAUUGUCUUGCAUUUAAAACAUUUGCAUUUAAAACAGCCUUUGUUUAGUUAUAAUACUAAAAAAUUUGGAAUUGUCACUCUAUGAAAUAGGAAAUUUGUGAUCUCACAGCUUAAAUCCAAAGCAUUAAGAAGACUCUUUAGUACAGUUUAUCACACUUCACCAGCAUAAUGACCUACAGUAAGCUAGAUGAAUUCUGUUUCAUCUCUGGUAGAAUAUAUUCUUGACACUUUUACAGAUAUUGAUGCAUUUGAUCUGGAAGCAGCUGAAAUUACUCUGCUGUUUUGACUGGUCUUGUUUACGAGAGGCCUACAAAAUUAACAAAACAUAAAUAGUAAAAGCGAUUUAAGCUGACUUUCAGCGGUAUGUUGACGGAAACACAAAUUUUGGCAAUACUGCUGUUGAACCGUAUGUGGCUAUAUUGAUUCCCAGUCUGUGGAGGAGCUCACAGAGAUGGGGAGAUGCAUCAUACUCUGCAGGGCACCUACACUCUUUGGUGUAUCCCUUAGAGCUGCAAUGAUGCCUUUUGCUUUCUGUCACUUAACCUCAGAGGUCUGACUGAAUUUCAUUCUUUGGCUCAAGUAAGGCUGCAUUUAAACUGACAGGAAAGGGGAUGGUCCAUGGGGUGGAACGUGUUUAUUGUAAGAAACUGCACUCCAGAUCAGGGCUGUUUUCUGCAAGGAGCCUGUGGUUUUUGGUAUCCAACCAAAAGGCUAGUAAGAAACACUAGCAUAUGAUUUCAUAUUGAAAAUCAAUUCUUUUCCUGACAGCUGGGGGAGCAGAAAGUGGAAUAAGCAUUACAACAGGUACUGUGAACAUUCACCUAAGGGCUUCUGAAGGCCUAGCGUCCCUGACUGGCUGUGUCAAACUUAGCAAGAAAUUUAUGUAUAAUAAGGAGCUUCAGCAAUAUAUGAUUUCCCUCUAGAAGUCAAAGGAAAUACUUUGGGAAUCCCUAUAACUUAGUUGUGUGUUUCAUUAAAAUGCUGUGAAAUUCAGCACUCUACUAAAUGCUUUUGUGCCUUAUUUUGCAUAGCUUGAGCUAAUAGAAAGCUUGAGUUAGUCAAGGUGUGGAAAUACAGAGUGUAUUUCAAGAAAAAGAGGAAAGGAAUUUUGUAGGCAGUUGUGAUUUCUAGUAUUCUAUCAGAAAAUGCAGAAGUGCCAUGCCUCAAAAUGUCACUUGUUUUUUUCUGUUACAUAUCCUGCCUUUGGAAGAAGAGUGAUUCAGUUUAUAACAAACCUUUCUUUUAGAGCUUCAAUCCAUUGUCUUUCACUGCCCUCAUGAAGGAACUUGGUCACCUGUCUACUCAUCAGAAGGAACCAAGAGAUCAUAGAAGAAUCAAGAGGUCUUUUUGCUGUAGAAGGGUACCUAAAAGGAACAUUUUCCCUGGUUUACUCUGCACUUCGUCUUUCAGGAUAAAGUAGCAUUAAAGCAAGAACAUUCCUGUGAAAAAGCAGUAGUUAUUCACAUGUCAUUUUUUUCAAAAUUAGGAGGCUGAUAAUUUUGAUGGAUUAUAUGGUUUUUACCAUAUGCUUCCAUAGUGAACUUGCUGACCAAAAAAACAUUAAAAUAAAAUUGAUAACAUCUCAGAACUUUCAGUAUCAAAAGUACCAAUUUUGUCAGUGUUUUUAAUGUUUUUUUCUUGUAGCUUUUUAGAACGUAGAUUUCCUUUUAGAUUUUAAAACUUCCUUUUUGCAAAUACCUCUUCAUGUAGAUUUUUUUUCUCUUGGGGAAAAGAAUUUUACAUAUUGACUUAAGUGGGUUUGCAUCUCAACUGUCACAGCUGAAAACUGCCCUGAAUUAAUCCAAAUUGAGUACUGUCUAAAAUUGAAAGUAGAUGUAAUUUGGAUUAUAAAGUUGGAUUUUGGGUUUAAAUUUUUCAUGAAGAUGGCAUAGAUUUUUUGUCCUAACGUACACCUAUUUUCUUUUGCAUAUACAGUGCAAUUUUUAGAGUUCUGUAUAAAUACUUCUUGUAUUAGCACUUGCUUAACUGUUAGACUGUAUCUGUUCUAGUAUUUUGGCUUGAUGCUGCACUAUUGCAUUGAUCAGGAUGAUCAGAUAAUUUGCAAACUACUCAUUCAUUCAUUCUGGUCCCAGCCUUUCAAUUCGUGAGGAAUUGUUAAUGGUUAUUUCAUGUUCAGGUUUUUGUUGGCUUAAUGUGAUUAAAGAGCUGUAAGUUGGAGGUCUUAUAUAAAUCCUAGUAUUUCUAAAUAGUGGAGAAAUUACGGUAUAUCACAAUGACUCAUUUUUAAGAUUCAAAAUUUUUAUCUAACAUCAACUACUAAAAACAUAUGGAUUUAUUUAUUUAUUUAUUUUUACUUAGGGGAGAGAGAUGUACAACUCUUGUGGAUGUGUGCCACAAGUCUCUUUUUAAAGCUUUAUUUCAGCAAAGUUUGGUGCUGAUUCAGAAAUCUAUAAUGUUAAGUCUCAUUGCAGAAUGAAUCCUUCCCAAAGGAGCACUCCGUAUUUUCUUUGACAUGUUUUCUCCUUGGGUCUUCCUGUUGGCUUCUGCUACCAGAUGAGUCCCUGGGACUGCAGGUGUGCUCCAGUGUGGCCAGCACAGCUGGGAGUGGCAAAGGACUCAUGCCUCAUCUUGCCAGGGACAAGCCUGGUACUGUCCCAAUCUCCCAUCCCAUCUACUGUAAAGCUCUGCCAGUGAGCCCUGUUCCUUCCUGAGCAGACUCUCCUCCCUCACUGAGAAGGAUGAAUCCCAUCUGAUGCCAGCAGGCUGGUGCUGCAUAGGCCAUUGCAUUGUCAAAACCCCAGAAUUUCGGCAGUGACACCAGGCAUUAAGCCAUAUAUUAAUACGCUCAGCCCCUCUGUUUAUUCCAGUGUUGUUGCCUCGAACUGGAAGUAUAGAGGAAAAUGUAAGUUGUGUCCCAGAUUCCCCACAGUGAUGCAGCAAAGAGCACCUUCUUCCAAACACCAAAACCCAUUUAUCAGUGUGAGUUUUUAAACAACAACACUGGCCUAAACUCACACCGGUAAAUAUAUUAAACUUUUAAUACACUUCAAUCUCCAUAAACAACUCUUCAGGAAACAACAGAAAAGGAGCUCAUUUUCUUCAGCCACUUACAUACUUUUAUAAUUACAAAAGACUUUCCACAAAUACAUUACUGUAGAUUUUUCUUCUUUUCCUGCAGGAGCCUAGAACUGAUUAGUUCAUUACCACAUAAAAGAGUUCAGUAUCUCAAAAGUCUUGCUACAAAAUUUUCUUGUAUGAAUCCAGAAGUAAAUAAACACCUGCCAUUAAUGGACUGUAUCAAAGACACAGUUGUAUCCAGGAGGAGGUAAGGGAAAAAUAAUUCCUUAAUUUCUCAAUUAUUUACAAUUAAUGCAUUCUUUGUGAGUUGUAAUUGCCCAUGGGUUUAAAGCAAUUGAAGGAAAAGGGGGUAAUUUUUCUAUAAUUCUAAACAGCUGCUUGAGAAAGGUAUGUUCUUAUUACUAUGUCUGUAUCUGAAAUUACACGUUCUGUCUUUGCAUAAAUUGCUACAGAAAUGAGAUCAAGACAUCCAACACAUUUGUAAGUGAUUUGAAAUGUGUUUGAAAUAGUAAGCCUAAGCAGGUUGAUGUCAAGAGCCCAAAAAUGGGAAAGAUCUGCCUCUAAUACAGAAUAUUUGAACUCUGAGAUUAAAAGUGUGCUUUGGGACAAGUGUGCAUUACCAUGCUGUAAUACACUGCACUUGCUGGCAAAAAGCUGCUAGUAAGCACAGAGGUCUGCUCCAGCAUUCAAAUGAGCUGCAAGAAUACAAUUUUGUUUGCGUAACUGCAGCUCUUUUUGCCACACCUGGUAUGAGGCACAAAGCUAAAAGAUACUAUUUAUUUUUUUACUUGUUGUUCAGAAACAAGUACAUAGUGCUGACAUGAGAAGGUUCUGUGCAGAAAUGAUAAUUGCUCAAUUAUUGGUCAGAGGUGUAUAUGAGGAGAACAAACACCAACCUUGGCUUCACUUUGUGAGAAGCUUGUCGUAUUCUAGUUCUCUUCAGCUGACUUCAGCUCACAGGUAUGUACCCAGCUACAGGCAGAAACUCCAAGGUACAUUUACCAGCAUGCAAACUCCUAGAGAAUCUUGGCAACAAAGGAGAUAAAUUGUAUAAAGAACAAGAACAACCUGAGGGGACAACCACUGGGAUCCCUACUGCUUUGUAAAUCAUGGAGAUUUACAUGAUGGGUGAGGCAGGGAAGUUGAGGCUGAAUCUGUAAGCCUCACUCUGUAAUCACUCAGUGAUUAAAUGAUCCUUCUGUCCCCAGCAUGCUGCACAAUCCAAAACUACAUCUUGUGGCUGAAGGAGCUGCUCCUCCAAAGAUGCCAAACAAACGGAAGCUUCUAUUCCCUGGCCACACGCCCACUCUAGGCUGAUGAAAAGCUUUGCGCUCACAUAGAAGGAUAAAGAUUCCACUCCUUGUUCAGUAAGUGUAAAAUCAGUGUGGAAUCUGAAUGUGUUACCUAAAAUCUGAAUAUAAAAUAAAUCUAGAACCAAAGGCAUGGUUUGAUGGACCAAAACAGAAAUUUUGGAUCUAAAACCAGCCUGAUUUUACACUAAACUAAUACAGACUUUUUUUCCUCUGACUGUGCAUAGAAAGAUGAUACCAAUUAAUAGUAACAUCAGAGUAACUACAAAAUUGAAUAUCCUGGAUUUAUUGAACAGUAACUACGCAAUUUUGGAAUUUCACAAUACUUAAUUUAUGUAGACUGCUAACAUGCCAGUUUUAAUCUGGUGACAUUUUAUUAUUAUGUAUAGUAAUGGAAAAAUGUAAACUCUGCAAACAUUCAGACAGUGCUAAAACUCAUCUUCCUAACACAGCCAAACCAAUAGCAGCUUCUGCAAAUGAAACAUCAUGUAUUUAAAACUUCACUUUAUUAACAAUAAAUUAAUCUGUGGCAUCACCAAUCAACAAAACACUAAAGUGAGCAGAUUGUCUAUGUAAUAAUCAGAAAGGCAACAUUAUCACUAUCUUCACAAAAACUGGAGAAAUGCCAAUGAACUUAUAUACAUACACCAUUUGCAACCAUAUGAAUGCUAAGCAGAAGAAAUGUAUUUCCAAGUUUCUCCAAUUUUUCUGUUAAGUAAGGCAAUAAUAGAAAGCACGGCAUCACAAUUAAUUACAACUCUAGGUACUGUGCCCUGACAUAAUGCAGUGCCCAAAGGAAUGUGC
Cyanistes caeruleus (blue tit) is the source of this 11653-nucleotide messenger RNA. The record is from RefSeq and is a predicted model, not a curated record. Lineage: Eukaryota; Metazoa; Chordata; Aves; Passeriformes; Paridae.